This is a messenger RNA of Stegodyphus dumicola, 1467 nucleotides long. RefSeq lists its product as uncharacterized. Lineage: Eukaryota; Metazoa; Arthropoda; Arachnida; Araneae; Eresidae. The record is from RefSeq and is a predicted model, not a curated record.
AUGUUAAAAAUACUUCGAAAUUAUCAGGAUGUUUGCAGGUUACCGAAUUGGAAAUGGCAGAGAACUUAUUGGAUCAAACGUGUUCAGGAGCGAAAUUUCACAAAUGAAAUACGGGCAUUGAAGAACAACGAAGAAUUAGGUUCAAAAUCAAAACUGAAAUCCAUCAGUCCAUUUGUAGACGAAAGUGGUGUAAUUCGUGUUGGUGGACGAUUAGAAAAUUCAAAUUUGGAUUUCAAACAAGCACAUCCAAUCGUGUUGCCUGACAAAUAUCAUUUGACUGAUCUAAUUAUUCUUCACAGUCAUCAGGUGGUAGGGCACGGAGGAAUAGCAGAUACUUUAAAUCAGAUAAGAGACAAAUUUUGGUUGCUGAAGGCUCGUCGAAAAAUUAAAAGUGUUCUGUACAAUUGCAAUGUCUGCAAAAUAUUUCGAACUAAACCUGUCAUGCAAGAUAUGGCACCUCUCCCACCAGACAGAUGCCGAGAAGCCUUUCCGUUUGAAAACUCCGGGAUAGAUUACGUGGGUCCACUGUACGUGAAAAGUGGAAAAGAAUUAUCUAAGACAUACAUUUUACUGUUUACCUGUGCUGUAACCAGAGCCGUGCAUUUAGAACUUACGACUGACCUUUCCACAGAAAAAUUUUUGCUUGCAUUUAGACGGUUCAUCGCGAGAAGAGGUUUGUGCCGAAUAGUGUAUACCGAUAACGCCAAAACCCUUAAAAGAGCGAAAAAAGAAUUAGAACUAUUGAACGAGGUGAUGAAAAGCAAUAAAGUUCAAGACGAGUUCUCUAAGCAAGGAAUCAAAUGGAAAUUUAUAGUUGAGAGGUCGGCAUGGUGGGGAGGCUUUUGGGAGCGUAUGGUUCAGUCUGUUAAAGCUCUUCUGAAGAGAAUCUUAGGAAAAUCAUCCUUGACAUUCAGGGAAUUAGAGACAGUCAUAACAGAAGUGGAAGCUAAAUUGAACUUCAGACCUUUAACAUUUACAUACUCGGAUCUAGGAGAGCCAGAAUCUUUGACCCCUGGUCACUUCUUAAUAGGAAGACAAUUACUAUCAUUACCACAAGGAAGCUCUAAAUUAACUUCAACAAAGGAGAGUCUUACACGUCGAUUUAGACAUCAACAGAUACUGGUAGAAAGAAUCUGGCGGAAAUGGAGACAGGAUUAUUUGAUGAAUUUAAAAUCUGCUCAUCAUUCCAAACUAGCGAAAACAGGAACCUGUUUGAAGAAAGGAACUAUUGCAUUAGUACAUGAAGAUAAAAUUCCAAGGCUGAUGGGGAAGAUGGGCAUCAUAAUGGAAACCUUUCCUGGAAGAGAUGGCAAGAUUUUGCAGAUGCACAGCACAGAGGAACUUCAGCCCAUUGGCCCUGGCCGAACCCAUUGGAACAAGCCUCCUCCAGGAUCUUCUUCUAUGGGCUACUUGUUAUCAGUAUUGUUUUUUGCGUUUUGUUUGAGCCAUUUUCAACUAACAAUUUAG